This is a messenger RNA of Cordyceps militaris CM01, 849 nucleotides long. RefSeq names its product DUF1275 domain protein. The coding region runs from base 1 to 849 and encodes 282 amino acids. NCBI's taxonomy places the organism in Eukaryota, Fungi, Ascomycota, Sordariomycetes, Hypocreales, Cordycipitaceae. The record is from RefSeq and is a predicted model, not a curated record. The transcript has 2 exons.
AUGGCAGGCUACGGCAGCACUGCCGCCUCGCGGCCCGCUCACGGCUCCGAUCCCGAAGCGCAGCCGCUGCUGGGCAAACUACCGUCGUCGCCGGGCGCCGCCGGCGCCGCCGGCAUCACCAAGAUCCGAAAGACGCUCCACGACGACGUCUCGCUGUCCUGGUCCGACGUCAUGCUGCUCUUUUGCUACGUCGUCACCGGCCUGCUCGACAGCGCCUCGACCCAAGUCUGGGGCGCCUUUGUCUCGAUGCAAACCGGAAACACCGUCUUUGUCGCCCUCGGCAUCGCCUCCCUCUUCUACCCGCCCGUGAGCCCACGCCUGUACCGCUCCGGCAUCUCCCUGCUCGCCUUUUGCGUCGGCUCCUUCCUCUUUGCGCGCUUCCACCGGCUCGUCUCGCCGACGCGCCGCUGGGUGCUCUGCGCCUCGUUUGCCGCGCAGGCGCUGCUCACCGCCGCCGCCGCGCUCGUCGUCUCGCACACGCCGCCGCCCGCCGGCGACGACGCCGUCGACUGGACCGUCCUGCUGCCGCUCGCCCUCAUCGCCUUCCAGAGCUGCGGCCAGGCCGUCGCCAGCCGCGCCCUCCGCCACAACGCCCUCACCAGCGUCGUCCUCACCAGCAUCUACUGCGACCUCUUCUCCGACCAGCACCUCUUCCGCCUAGACAACGUCGACCGCAACCGCAGGGCCGCCGCCCCGCUGCUGCUGCUGCUCGGCGCCGUCGUCGGCGGCAUCUUUGCCCACUCGCCCGUCGGCAUCCAGGGCGCCCUCUGGACUGCUGCGGCUUUGAAGCUCGUCAUGGUCGUCAUUUGGUUCUUCUGGCCUGAGGAGCCGACAGAAGAUGACGACUAA